Molecule: messenger RNA, 1248 nt
Organism: Microthlaspi erraticum
Lineage: Eukaryota; Viridiplantae; Streptophyta; Magnoliopsida; Brassicales; Brassicaceae
Source: the annotation of a GenBank genome assembly
AUGUUAUGGCUCGCUUUGGUAUUCACAGCCGUCGAAACUAAUGCAAUGAAGCAAGCAGAGAAUGCAACAAUCCAAGCACUAAUAGUAUUCGGAGAUUCGAUCAUGGAUACUGGUAACAACAACAAUCUCCCCACUCUUUUAAAGUCUAACUUUUCUCCCUACGGCAAACAAUUUCCCGGAGGCUUAGCCACUGGAAGAUUUUCUGAUGGAAGAAUUCCUUCUGAUCUAAUAGCUGAAAAGUUGGGAUUGACUAAGACAUUGCCAGCUUAUUUAAAUCCGAAUUUGAAGCCUGAAGAUCUUCUUAAAGGUGUAACAUUUGCAUCUGGAGGAACUGGUUAUGAUCCAUUAACAUCUAAGCUUAUGAAAACCGUCUCCGCGAAGGUUUUUACUGAAUCGAAAAUGGCGGAAAGAGGUGGAGAGCGCGGCGCAGAGCGUGGCGGUGACCGUGGAGGUUUCGGGCGUGGAUUCGGCGGUCGUGGAGGAGGACGAGGCGGUCCCAGAGGCCGUGGUGGUCGUCGUGGAGGCCGUGCCACCGAAGAAGAGAAAUGGACUCCGGUGACCAAGCUCGGCCGUCUCGUGAGAGAAAAUAAAAUCACGAAGCUGGAGCAGAUCUAUCUCCAUUCUCUCCCCGUGAAGGAGUACCAAAUCAUAGAUCUCCUCGUCGGACCGACCUUGAAAGACGAGGUGAUGAAGAUCAUGCCGGUUCAGAAGCAAACCAGAGCCGGUCAGAGGACGAGGUUCAAGGCCUUCGUCGUCGUCGGAGAUGGUAACGGACAUGUUGGAUUGGGAGUGAAAUGCUCCAAGGAGGUUGCGACUGCGAUUAGAGGCGGAAUCAUUCUCGCGAAGCUCUCUGUGAUUCCGGUGAGGAGAGGUUACUGGGGAAACAAGAUCGGGAAGCCGCAUACGGUUCCUUGUAAGGUGACCGGAAAGUGUGGAUCCGUGACGGUGAGGAUGGUUCCGGCUCCGAGAGGUGCUGGGAUUGUGGCGGCUAGGGUUCCGAAGAAGGUUCUUCAGUUUGCUGGGAUUGAUGAUGUCUUCACUUCCUCCAGAGGAUCCACCAAAACCCUCGGAAACUUUGUCAAGGCUACAUUUGAUUGCCUACAGAAGACGUAUGGGUUCUUGACACCAGAGUUUUGGAAAGAGACGAGAUUCUCCAAAUCGCCAUACCAAGAGUACACUGAUCUCUUGGCUAGUAAGCAAGUCGCUGCACCCAAGGCUAUCGCCGACGCUGAAGAGAAUGCUGCUUAA